Molecule: messenger RNA, 1260 nt
Organism: Symbiodinium sp. CCMP2456
Lineage: Eukaryota; Dinophyceae; Suessiales; Symbiodiniaceae
Source: the annotation of a GenBank genome assembly
AUGGAAGGUACAGGCGGAGCCGCACUCACCCUGUUUGAAGGGUCCGUGAGGCGGCCAGGGGAGACAGCAGAUGUCGCUACGGUGGUGCGAAACUGGUGGGCCUACCCGGCGGUGGGCUUUGGUGCGAGUCUGGAGCUGCCGGUGCAGAAGUUCGAGGUUUUGGAUGCGGAGAAGACCGAGCUAGGCUCCGUGGUGGUGCCGAACAGCAUCUUCGGUCUGCCGAUUCGGAAGGACCUGAUCUUCAAGGCCUACUGGUAUCACCGCAGGAAGCUGGCCGGGUAUCAGGACACGAUGCAGCUCUACAAGUGGGAAUGGCCCGGGGCGAACCGGAAGGUGCGCUCGCAGAAGAAGAGCGGCAAGGGCCGGAUGGGCCGGCGCAAGGCCCCCGGAAAGUUUGAAGGCUCCCAUUGCCAUGCCUUGCGGCCCAAAGACUGGGGUGGGAGGAAGCUGAACAAGCGCGUGCUCUGGCAGGCCGUGCGGUGCAUGCUCUCCGUGAAGUUCGUGCAGAACUCCAUCAAGGUGGUGGAUUCCUUCAACUUGCAAAGCCACAAGACCAAGCACCUCGUGCUGCACCUCCGUCGCUUGCUGGGCCGCAGGUGUCACAGCGCCCUGCUGGUCCACGAAGGCCAUGUGGAUGUGAACGACAACUGCCGUUGGGCCUCGGCACACGUGCCGGCCAUCCGGCGAGAGAACGUGGAGGGCUUGAGUGUCUACAAUCUCCUCAAAUACCACCAGGUAGUGAUCACAGAGGCGGCUUUGACUAAACUGCUGAAGGAGAUCUUUCUCUUUCCACGUCGGCGGGCUUGGACACAGCGCUUUGCCACGCCCGACCAGCGCCCUGCGCCGGUUCCUUCGAAGGUGCCGGGCUGGAACCGCGCCUGGGUGGAGAAGAAGGAGCGCCUAAGAAACUCCGAGUUCCGCGCCCGGGAGUUCUUCCAGGAGUCCUUGAAGUGGAAGUGGUCCUCGGAGCUGAAGGGGCCGCUGAAGGUCCCGCGCACGGACGCUCUCAGCGGCUUUCGGGUCAAGGACUUCCUGCUCUCCCCCGAAGCGCCUGCCUGGGAGAAGCUCGAGAGCUUGUACGGGGACGAGGAGCCGCUGGAGGAGGAUCUGGACGACGAGGAGUUCUCUGAGCUUGUGGAGAACUUGGAUGCUCUCCGCAGCCGCGGCGAGGCCCGGGGCGACGCUCUCGACAGGUCGGACGUGGCCGAGAAAGGUCUUCGGCAGCUGGCUGCUGCACUGCAGCAGAAGCAGAAAGGCUAG